Messenger RNA from Phasianus colchicus (ring-necked pheasant), 4475 nucleotides. Lineage: Eukaryota; Metazoa; Chordata; Aves; Galliformes; Phasianidae. The record is from RefSeq and is a predicted model, not a curated record.
AAGCUGCACGCGGCGGUGCUCGUAGCGUCGCCCCGCGGGGCCCUUCCAGAAGUGUCGAGCUAGAAUGCAGCAUCCCCGCCUCUGUCAGUGGCUGUGACGCCGGGGACCACCGCAGCGUCGCGCACGGCGCUGCUCCCCAGGACCGCGGUGGGACGACGCCUUCCGCGCCCCAACCCUUCUGUUGAGUCUUCAAGUCCAGGAGGUUCAGCAACAUCUGAUGACCAUGAAUUUGAUCCAUCAGCUGAUAUGCUGGUGCAUGACUUUGAUGAUGAACGGACAUUAGAAGAGGAGGAAAUGAUGGAAGGAGACAGAAACUUCAAUUCUGAAAUAGAGGAUCUUAACAGGGAAAGCGAUAUGCCAAUCCAGGAGCUGCUUAGCCUUUAUGGCUAUGAUGGCACCAUUCCACUCCAAGAAGAUGAUGAUGAUGAAGAUGAGGAAGAGGAAGAGGAGGAGGGAGAAGAUGAUGAUGAUGUUGAUAACGAUGACAACAGUGGCUGCAGUGGUGAAAACAAAGAGGAGACCAUAAAGGAUUCAUCAGGUCAGGAAGAUGAGACACAGUCAUCUAAUGAUGACCCAGCACCAUCAGUUGCUUCUCAAGAUCCACAGGAGUUGAUUCGCCCUCGUCGAUGUAAAUAUUUCGAUACAAACAGCGAAAUAGAAGAGGAGUCUGAAGAAGAUGAAGAUUAUAUUCCCUCAGAGGACUGGAAAAAGGUAAAUAUUAAGGAAAUCAUGGUGGGCUCUAUGUUUCAAGCUGAAAUUCCAGCUGGCAUAUGCAGAUACAAAGAGAAUGAAAAAGUGUACGAGAACGACGACCAGCUGUUGUGGAAUCCUGAUGUCUUACCAGAAGAUAAAGUGAUUGAGUUCCUAAACGAGGCAUCACGGCGCACAGGUGAUGAGAAGGGCCUGGAUGCCAUUCCUGAGGGAUCUCAUAUUAAGGACAAUGAGCAGGCGUUGUAUGAACUGGUUAAGUGCAAUUUUGAUACUGAGGAAUCUUUACGAAGGCUGAGGUUUAAUGUGAAGGCAGCCAGAGAAGAAUUAUCUGUUUGGACAGAAGAAGAAUGUAGGAACUUUGAACAAGGGCUGAAAGUCUAUGGCAAGGAUUUUCAUGUCAUUCAGGCAAAUAAGGUACGAACAAGAUCAGUUGGUGAGUGCGUAGCAUUUUAUUACAUGUGGAAGAAAUCAGAGCGCUAUGAUUUCUUUGCACAACAGACGAGAUUUGGAAAGAAGAAAUACAAUCUUCAUCCCGGCGUAACAGAUUACAUGGACCGCCUCCUAGAUGAAAGUGAAAGUGCAGCCUCCAGCAGAGCUCCGUCCCCUCCGCCCACAGCCUCCAACAGCAGCACCAGCCAGUCUGAGCGAGAGGACAGCACCACCAGCAACAGCAACCAGAAUGGGCUGUCUGCUAAUGGGCCGGGAGAGAUACCAAGUAAGGAUGAAGCAAAACCAGAAGGACUGCACGUCAACGGACCUACUGGUGGCAAGAAAACCCCUCACACAGACCUGGAUACAAAUGGGUAUGAAACUGAAAGUCUUUCCCUUGACCCCAAAGUUGCUCAUUCAACUUCAAAAAGUGAAAAUGAUUUUGAAGAAAAAAAUGAAAGACCUCUAAAGAGAAGAAGAAUUAAUAGCAAUGGUAAAGAGAGCCCUGGUUCGUCAGAGUUCUUCCAAGAAGCAAACUCCCAUGGGAAGCUGGAAGAGCUGGAAACAUUGGAUGACUGAAUAAUAGGAGCAGAUUUUAUUCCUUGGAGUAAAUCUUGGGUGUCUAAAAUUUUCAGGGUUGAUGGGUUACCUUGCAGAAUCCAGUUCCAUAAAAAACACUGCUGAGAUUUUUCUAAUAGCUUCUGGUCAGCUCCGCAGAUCUGCUUCUUUGGUUGCGUCAGUGCUGAAAAGCAGCAGCAGAAUAUUCUGUUCCUGAGGUGCCAGCUGCAGCUCUGGGAACACGGAGGCACUUAGGAGCAUUUGAGAAACAGAUCAGUGAUUUUCUGUAAAAAUGCUUCCAGCCAGCAGGAAAUUGGGUGUAAGUUGAUCUGAGCAUUGCACAGGUGAACAAAGCAGGGGCUGGUUACAAUUUCUGAUCGUUGGGGGAAGUUAAAACGAAUCCCAAAUCCCAAGACAUGCACAGAGUAGGCACAGAGACUCCUAACAGAGAGCAGCACGUGUCACCUGGCUGGUAAGGAACCCGCAUGAAUCCUGAAAGUUACGAGCACAACUAUUUUUAUAUAUAGAAGUUUUAAAAGGUAAAUAAACCAGGUCAGGUUUGUCUAUGUAAAAUUGUUGACAUCAAUGAUGUCUUUCCAUAUUCUUAUCUGGGCUAAAGAAAUACAUUCUGUAUUUUUCCAGAUUUCUUUGUAGCCUUUGAAAGAUUUUUACAGUACUUAACGUCUUGAUCAAACUGUCCUUUCUUAAAACAAAAGCUUGUAUAAUUUUCUUAGCUUGUACAGUUGGUAAACUUUUAUGAGAGAAUUGAUAUCCUGAGUCUGAUGUCAGCUUCAUUUUAUUUUGCUGAAGUCUUUUCUAAGAAAAAGAAAAAAAAAAAAGCAACCACAAAAAAAAAAAAGAAGCCAAACCAAACCAACUGACCUAGAAAAAAACGCUUCUCAGGCACCAACGUGGUGUUGUCUUCUCUAAAGCAGUAAGUCACAAACAUCAAGAAUGGUUAGAAGUCAUUUGAUUUUAAAAACAUGCUUUUUCUUACUUGUUUUGUGACAGCAAUGCAAAAGAUUUGUUAGGCACAGCGCUCGCCUUGCACAAGUUCUUUUGCUUUCCUUAUACAUUUUCUCCUUUUAUUUUGAGCUCGGAUGAAUUUCGUGUCAGCCACAUGCUGCAGUUUGCCACACCGUGGUCACUGAGAUCAGCUGUGAGAUUUUCACCUCCGCGUCAGAGGAGAGAAGGGGAUGGGUGAGGUGGUGCCAGCAGUGGGGCAGCUGCCUCCAGCCACUGCAGACCCCACAGGGGUGGAUGUUUCAGAGGAAGCAGCACUGCCAUGUAUAAAUGCAUGGCACAGAACAUAUGCAGCUGUACAGCUGGUGUGCAGCACAUCACCUGCUGAAGGAGGGAACUGGCACAGAGAACUCUGUGCUAGGAGCUCUAUCACUGCACGUGGCAUGGGGUGAUACUCACCUUCCCACUGGCCCCAGCUUAAGGUUGUUGAUGUAGGGUUACAUCCAUAACAUAGAAAUAUCCUUAAUAUCAGUGUUUGUUUCUCUUAAAACAAAGGAACAAAAACCUCAAGUUCUGGUUUGUUUGUUGUUGUUUUUUUUAAGCUGCAGCUACACAUCCUGCUGUAUUAAAAAUAGGAAAAAGUGUUUGUAUAAUUCAUAAUCUUGUCUCCUCCUGCACUUGUUUUCACUAAGACGAUCUUGUAAGUUUAUGAGGUUUCACAAUAUCAGCUUUAAACGUGUGGUCCUACGGUUGGAAAAGCACCUGCACAGGGCUGUGCUCCUCAGCCACGUGCACUCAGACUGCACAGUGAGGGAGGAGCUGCAGCUCUGGGUGCAGCCCAGCUCUGCCAACACAAGGAAGCACAGUGCUGUAAGCUGCUGUGAUGUAGAGCAGACACCCACCUGGGAUUAGGCAGCAGUUGUGGGAGGCACACAGGUGGGGGGAUGGCUCCUGCACAUCCCACAGCAGGGCUGGGCUUCCAAAGAGGUUGCUGUUGGUUUGGCAAUCUCUUUCAGUAACAGAAACCCAAAGUGUUGCAGCCUUCCCAUGGAGAUGGGCUUUAGGUGGUUGCAGUCUCAUCUUUCCCCUUACAGCCCUAUUUUCUAUUUUAUGGUUACACAUUUUUGUUUGCGAGUUGGAAAUACUUCCAAAAAUUUAUAGGAAAGUUUAUAAGUAAGUUUAUAAGUACAUUAAUUGUCUCAGGCUUGUGUGUGAAAUACAGCACCGUGUAUAUUUUCAGGAACAUUGCUUUGUUUUUCCUUACCUUUUUCUGGUGAUAAUAGAAGAGACAUUCCAUAAUCAACAAGUACGUAAUGCUCAGCUAGACUUUAAGAAUAUUUAAUUGUAAUUUACGUUUUGUUCAUGCUGGCGUUUUAUAUGCAAUACUUGUUCACGUUCUUCAACCUGCAGCCACUGUCACUUGAUAAGUCAUUGCACUACUAAGGCUAUUUAAAUUAAUUCUAGACAUUUAGCAACUGGUUUUAUUUAGAAAGCAUUCAGUACAAGUGGAGCCCAGGAGGUGUUGAACUCGGUUCCAAGCUGCAUGGGACAGAGCACAGAUCACAGCACGCCAUGCAGGUCGGGGCUCCACGCAGCCUGAGCUGCAGCCACUCCAACUGAACGGAGCUCCGUGGGGCACCUGAAGGGUGGAAGCGGUGUCAAAGACAAAGGACACAGCCACGCAGACUUCACAAUUAGUUUUUAUACGUUUUGUCACACAUAGUAAUUUUGCACUGUUAGUACUUCCCCUCGUCUUAACCCUGUUCCCUGUCUGCAAUUCUAAGAAAGCUUAUUAAAAUAUUUUUGUAAACAUA